UCAAAGUGGCACUUUCUAUUUAAACGUGUUCACUUUGACAUUUAAGAAUUUAGAAGUGUAAACAAGAUACAAGAAUGACCAGUCGGGGUAAAAUUAUACCGGAAAACGACUUGCUGCGAAUGUUUGGCAACGAUAUCCAAAUUAAUGAGCAGGGUGAUUUAACGUACACCUGUGUUGAGGCAGAUACGGAUCUCCUUAAUCUGCUAAAGGAGUUUGAUCUGAACACACUUUUUCUUGGCCUAAAAAAUGCUGGAAUAACUUUUCGAAGCUUAAAAUAUUUGUCGAAAGAAGACAUUGCGGAAGCAGUAAAAAAUAUUGGUCUUCGAGCAGAGUUUAGAGAAAAGUUGUUUUUCUGGCGCAAGUCAAAGUUUGGAAUAGAAGAUGAAACGUUGAGCCAGAUUUCAAAAGUUGUUGAUUGGCUAGAAAAAAACCGUCACAAAGAUUCACCUUGUUCUUCAAAUAAUUCAAUAAGAAACGCAUUUGGAUCACAGCCCCUUUCAACAUUUUUAAACGAUAACUCAGCCGGAAAACAACAUAUUCAAUAUUAUGAGGAAUGGGCAUGUUUUACGAAUAAGCAACGCGAUGCCCUCAUUAAAAUAAUUUUAGAAGAUGUCAUGUUAACAAAGACAGAGCUUAGACCAGAACACUUUGCUAGUAUUGUGGAAGAAAUAAUUGGUUUAUUUCACAAUGAAAAAGAGUCCCAGGUAUUAUUAAAAACGAUAUAUUUAAAAGAACAUAUUGUAAACUGAUUUCUUUCAAGAUUAUUACUACAUUCCUCGUCAAAGAAAAAAAAACCCAUCAGGCAAGCUCUAUUCCAAAUAUUUUAAUUUAAAGACAAAGAUUAGAAAGAGUAGUCCAUCCGCGGAAAGAUCUCUUUCGAGUGAAGUACGUGAUCCAUUUGUAGACGAAAAUGUUGAAGUUGACGAAACGCUGUCGUUAUGUUUAAAAACUUCGCUUCAAAAAGAUAUCAAUAAUUGGGAUGAGGUUAUUGACAAAUGGCAAAAUACAUUUACAUUUCGGAAAAAGGAUUUGGCUAAGCUUUUGAAUUCUGAUUUUUUGCAAGAGUGGCCAAUUUUAAAAGACUCCAGAGCACCAUUUCUGUGAACUACUACUAUGCCAACAUACGGAAUCAGCAAUCAAUAAUUCUUUUGAACCAAGCAUAAAUGACGAAAAAAAUUGAUUUUCAAGACUACAUUUUUACAAUUCUUCUCAAUUCAGUUCUGCUGCCUUCAGCAAGAUUUAGUGUAGAUGGACAUACAAAAAAGAAAGCCACCAUUAAAGAUGCUAAUGAAAGCUUCGUAUUGCAGUUAACAACAAUUAGCGAUUACUCAAUACGAAUAAAAGAAAUUAUCGGUAAAUAUUUUUAUAAUAAAUUGACUGUACAGCCGUUUAUAAUUGUGGUAGGAGACUCUGAGGACGAUCUUAAAACCUUUUACAUUUACUUUGACAACACUUUGUACAAACUAAAUUCUUUUAUUGAAAGUUUGGAUAUAUGCUUUAAAAUCUUUCACGUGUUUAAUCUUAAAUAUCCUAAGAUCUGCGA
Molecule: messenger RNA, 1543 nt
Organism: Zeugodacus cucurbitae (melon fly)
Lineage: Eukaryota; Metazoa; Arthropoda; Insecta; Diptera; Tephritidae
Exons: 6
Coding region: 75-749 (224 amino acids)
Source: RefSeq, a predicted model, not a curated record